Messenger RNA from Camellia sinensis, 852 nucleotides. The record is from RefSeq and is a predicted model, not a curated record. NCBI's taxonomy places the organism in Eukaryota, Viridiplantae, Streptophyta, Magnoliopsida, Ericales, Theaceae.
UCCAAUCCAAUUCCCUCAAAAUUUUUCCCGCAUUUCUCUUCCUUUCUCGCGCUUUCCAUCCUAUUUGUUUUUUCUCCGAUUGUCUCUUCAAAUUCUUCCGGUGCGAUUGGAUCCGGGUUUGGUUUUUCAAAACCAUUAAUCCGGAAGACAAACCAAAGUCAGAAUCUUUUGCAUCAAAGCUAGCUUUUUUUUUUUUUCAAGAUCUCAAGAACUGUGGUACCGAAGUUUAAUUAUCAAUUAGGGCUUAGUUAUUGCUAUCGUCGAAAUUGAAAGGUCUGGGGUUGAGUUCGAGGAUUUUCAAUCUACUGUGUUUUAGGGUUUUUUUUUGCUCUUCUUUUUUGUUUCUGGAGAGAAGUAUCAGAGAGAAUCUGAGCUGCCAAUGCAAUUUGCUUCGAUUUCGGAAGAUUUUUCAGUGAUUUUUUAGAUACCGAAAAAUUUUUUGCUCAAUGUCUUGGGCAAGACCAGAAGAUAUCUAUCUAUCAACCUCUCUUGCAAGCUAUCUUGAUAAGAAGCUUCUUGUAUUGCUUCGAGAUGGUAGAAAGCUGUUGGGAAUACUUCGUUCAUUUGAUCAAUUUGCCAAUGCUGUUCUUGAAGGUGCGUGUGAGCGAGUUAUUGUAGGUGAUAUAUAUUGUGACAUCCCGUUAGGUCUGUACGUAAUCCGUGGGGAGAAUGUUGUCUUAAUCGGCGAGCUGGACUUGGAGAAGGAGGAACUUCCCCCACAUAUGACUCGUGUUUCAGAAGCAGAGAUAAAACGGGUAAGUGUUACUUUUGAUGUUCUCUGAAAGCGCACUUCUCAUAAGAUUUUAGAAUAUCACGAUGCACUACCACAGUGUUCCUCUGAGGGGCCAUCUU